This is a messenger RNA of Rhea pennata, 2674 nucleotides long. RefSeq names its product diphthamide biosynthesis 5 (gene DPH5). Bases 97 to 900 code for a protein of 267 amino acids. Gene Ontology annotation, molecular function: diphthine synthase activity. The record is from RefSeq and is a predicted model, not a curated record. The transcript is spliced from 7 exons. Gene Ontology annotation, biological process: protein histidyl modification to diphthamide. NCBI's taxonomy places the organism in Eukaryota, Metazoa, Chordata, Aves, Rheiformes, Rheidae.
GGGAGGGUCUCCGGCCUCGCCCCGACUGAUGCUCGUUUCCCUCCCGUGGUAGGUGGCAGCGCUGGUACCCGGCACCUCCGCUGCUCUCACCUCAACAUGCUGUACCUGGUCGGACUGGGCUUGGGGGAUGCCAAGGACAUCACGGUGAAAGGCCUGGAGGUGGUGCGGCAGUGCCGCAGGGUGUACCUGGAGGCCUACACGUCCGCCCUCACUGUAGGGAAGGAAGCGCUGGAAGAGUUUUAUGGAAAAGAAUUGAUCGUGGCUGAUCGAGAAACAGUGGAACAAGAAGCAGACAGUAUUUUAAAAGAAGCUGAUGCUUUUGAUGUUGCUUUUCUUGUGGUCGGUGAUCCCUUUGGGGCCACAACACACAGUGAUUUAGUACUACGUGCAGUAAAACUGGGAAUUCCAUACAGGGUUAUUCAUAAUGCUUCAAUAAUGAAUGCAGUGGGCUGCUGUGGUUUACAGUUGUACAAUUUUGGAGAAACAGUUUCUAUAGUUUUCUGGACAGAUGCAUGGAAGCCAGAAAGCUUUUUUGACAAGAUCAAGAAGAACAGGCAGAAUGGAAUGCACACACUGUGCUUACUUGACAUUAAAGUGAAGGAGCAGUCUCUGGAGAAUCUAAUGAAAGGAAGGAAGAUAUAUGAACCACCACGCUACAUGAGUGUGAACCAAGCUGCAGAACAGCUUCUUACCAUUAUUAGAAAUAGGAGGCUCCAAGGAGAAGACCCAGAUUUGUUCAGUGAAUUCCUGCACCCUCCCUCCCCGCCUGUGCAGCCUUCAGAUGCCGUCCUCCACUGCAGAACUGCAGGCCUGGCACAGCGUGAGCAAUGCGAGUGCUGGAGUGAGCUGGAUGGGGCUGCCAUGCUGAAGGCCACAGGAGAGGGAUACAGAACAGUGUAGCUGCAUUCCCAGGAAAACUGAAUAGGGUCAGAAACCAGUAAGAGAGACAAAGAAGGGUUUGAAGACUGGGAUGUGCAUGGAAGAACGGGACUGUAAAGCUUCAAAAUGGUACAUGGCUUUUUACUACUAUUAUUUGUUUAUACUCAAUUUUCAGUUCCAGUUACAAGCUAAAGUGAACAGACCUAAGCUUUGUUCAGUCUAACAAUCAUGUUUCUGCAUCUCAACUGAUGCAUCAAUUUAGCAGUUAUCAGUAUUUUCAUGUGGAAAGAGAUCAGAAUUUGGAUACCAUACAGAAGCAACAGAAAGGAAUGAAAGAAACAGUUCUUCUCUAUCAUGAUUUCAGCAAUAUCAUAGUAGCAAACAGUUUCUGCAAAUGAAUCUUAGAUAUUUUCAUAGUGCCUAGCACUUACUACACAGACAUUGUCAGCUUCAGAGGGCCUUGAUUUCAGUACUUCCCCAUAUCGACUGCCAGAAGAAUACACCUAAAAUCCACACCAAUCAGUUGCAACUAUGAUUUUUCAUAAGAAUGCUUUCAUCUUGUUUUACUCUACAAUGUUGUUUGUAAAAUGUCCAUUUCUAAAAUCUUCCAUUACCAAGUUAACUACUACAAUUUCAGAGUCAUCAGCUGUAAUACCAAGUCUAGCAGAUUGUAUUUGAAAAUACCACUAAAAUAUAAAAUGAAAGUAAAUGCUAGAAAAGUAUGAUUGACUAAUGUUUCUGGAAAAAAAAAAUACUGCAUUGAGAAAACAGACAAGGUUACAGUGGGACAGCUAAAAUCAAAAAUAUCAGACUUGUCAACUUAGAAAAGCAUAAUUUUAAAUAAUGUGAAAAGUGACCCUUAUUUCCAUUUCAGAAUUCUCCACUAGGAACACUUAUUUUUAAUAUUUGGAAGAGCAACAGUUACCUCACCAAUCUAUAAUAAAAAUUUCUACAGUCUAUUAAAAUCAAGGAGACUAAGUUUUCACACAACUUAGUGAUUAAAUUCUUUUCUUUUCCCUGCUCAAUUUGGAAGAUUAAAAAGCUUUAGGCAUUGCUUUUGUCACCAGCAUCUUACCUCAACUGCUUGGUCUUUUGGUGACUAUGAACAUGGGUAGCAUCAUGUAAUGUUUCAUUACUGUAACAGGAUAAAGAAACUUAGGAAUUGAAUUUAAGUCUAACACUUUGACUAAAAUAAUUUCCACAUGAGAUGUACCACAAAGUAUCCAGUUUGUUUUGGAAACAAGCCUCUUCACAAUAGCUUUGCCUUUUACAUUUAGCAUUUAGAACCAUAUUUUUUCUGUUUGGUAAGACACAAGAGUAAUGAAAGUCUAACAUCUACAGUUAUGUAAGUACACAAAAAACCCACGUACAUCACUAGUAAAUAUUAGACUGCAUACAAGAUAUAUUUGUAAAAGUAAUGAAACCCUCUGAUGUUCCAUACCUAUGCUGGCAAAUACUUCUGAUAUAAAAGGCACUUUGAAAACCCAAUAUGGUUUGGUUCAUUAAGUUUGCAAAGUACAAACAAUUGUACAAACAGAAUUACAUUGAAGCAUGUCAGCCAUUGUGACAUUAUGUACAAAACAAGUUUCCAAUUUUUGAUAACACUGGUUUUAUGGGAAUGAGCAGUGGUUUCAGCAGCUUCAUUGAAGACAUGACAGGGUUUCCAGUACCACAAUGUUAGUUUCCUAUUGGAACAAACCUAGUAAGUAAAAAAAAGACCCCACAAAAAACUGACAAGUUUAGGGGCCACAAAAUGACAACACCCAAAGUCUAUGACAUUCAUUCAAUAUUUACU